UAGAUUUAAUAUCUUGGACGUGUAGAGCGAGGUAUAAAGUUGAUGUUUUCUAUAUUUCAUUUUAAGUGAACAGCAUUUUAUCCAACUUGUUCGGAUGUUUGCAGUCUACUGUGAGUUGGAGCAAUCUUAUAGAGUGCACACAAAUAAUGUUACACACUGUUGGUAUGGUGGACCAAUUGUAUUACCCCCUGUAUUAGCUGUCCUUGAGUGAAGGCUGUCUCUAUUCAGAGAGACAGUGAAAACAGUCAAAGCACAGUUGGUCAGACUACUGAAAUAGGAUCUGUUAUUCCAAUCCCUUAUUCAAAUGUUCAACUGCAUCAUGGCGUUCUCCAAACGAUAUCAGCGUGGAUUGAGAUGCUUUUUUUUGGUGUUGUUCUAUUUCUGUAACAUCACACAGUUUUGCGUUUUGUAAGGAGGAGCAUUCGCAUCUGUGUAUUCUUAAUUCCGAAGACACAUCUGUCAUAUCAACAGCCAAGUUCAAAGUAAGUCCGGGUGCAUGGAUUCAUUUUUUAAAGACACUUUAUUGCCUCAGGGACUGCUUGGCUGCGGGGGAAACGGUUAUAGCUUGGUCACAUGACAUAAGCUCAGUCCCACAGGAUGCUGGAACAGAGAGAGAGAGAGAGAGAGAGAGAGAGUAGUUUGAAAGAAAGAGAGAGCGUGGGAGAGAUGAAGCCAGAGAUACUCCUCCCUACAGCUGCUGAGCGACAGGGUCCUCUCACAUACGCAAGCCAUAUGGGGGCCCUGUCAUUCAAAACAGGUCAUGUGACCGAACAAAAAAAAAUGAGUGGCCUCAAAACACAGAAGGGCUACGAUGCAACGAGAGAAACUGUAGCAACACCAAUGGAGAUAUGGAAAACAAAUCAUUAUUGGUGAGAGGUGUCUAUGAAGGAGGCAGGAGAUGGCCUCCAUGCUCAGAUGAACUCCAUGAUGGGGGCUCUUCAGGAACUCAAGCUUCUACAAGUGCAGACAGUGCUGGAGCAACUAGACAUCUCAGGGAGGCCCAUCCAAAGGGCGGCCCCACCACCAACAGCAGACACAUGUGGCCCUUGCCCUAUCCCCAGCCUCAAGCCUACCCUCGGCCCUGUCCACGAUGAGACUCAGACGCCCCCUUUGGACUGGACAACUGGUCGGGAGGAGCAGCAGCAGCAGAGCCGGGUGGGGCACCGGAGCAGCCUGGGCACCUCUCCUUCCUCCUCCAGCCUGGAGACAUUGGAGACUGAGAGUGAGAGCCAGCCUCUCCCUCUCCCCCGCAGAGUGUCAGGAUACACCGCCCCACAGGUGGAGUACUGUGGCCCACGUCUUAGCCAAGUGUUUCCAGAGCAGCAUCAGCAGCCGUCUCACCCAGCCCAGGUGGUGGAUCUGCCUGGCAUCCUCUACAGCCUAUCCAGGGAAGGACCCUCGCUGGACAGCGACUACUCCCAGGACAGUAUGGACGACUCCAGCGACUGGACCUCCUCACUCAUGAGCCGCAGCCGCAACCGGCAGCCCCUGGUCCUAGGGGACAACGUUUUCGCCGACCUGGUGGGCAACUGGCUGGACUUGCCUGAGCUGGAGAAGGAGGAGAUGGUUGGGGGUGUUUGUGUGGGGGCAGACGCAGCCGACAGGGCCGAUUCCCCAGCCCACCCUCUCCGUCUCAGCCGCUCCCAGGAGAUCUGCAGGAAGUUCUCUCUGACCACCAACAUCUUCAAGAGGUUCCUGCGCAGUGUGAGGCCCGACCGGGACAAGCUCCUGAAGGAGAGGCCUGGCUGGAUGGUCCCCGAGAGCCAGGAGGCCAAACUCUUCAAGAGGCCCAAGAAAGUGGCCAAGCAGCAGGCCAAGGGAAGCUUCUACCUCCCGUUCUGGGCAGGUGUAGGACAGCAGCAGCAGGGUAAGGGCCGGCCAUGUCCCCAGCUGGCUGAGGAGAGACACAGCCAGAGCCAGAGCCAGUUCUCAGAGAUUUACAUAGACAGGAGACAAGAGUGGAGACAGGAGGCCAGAGUGGAGAAAAUGCAGCCCUUGUUUGACUACAACACGGCUGUGUGGGUCUGAUGCUGACGCUGCUCCAGGGUGGUGGCAGGUGUUGGGGAUUUGGCUGGGAGCUCUGGGAGGUUUGUGUGUCUGUCUGUCUCCACUCAGAGAAUGGACUGACUGAGGAAUGAACAUCCACACUAUUUCCCAACAGAGAGAUUAUCAGGGCAACUGUUUGUCUGACAAUCCUAAGACCUAAGACCUGUGACUGAGAGAGUAAGCAGGACUUCCUCUUAUAGAUGGGUUCACCCAAAAAAUUGUUCGGGUUCGAAUGAGUCCAUAAGUGCCCUGGACUUAUACGAUAGACGGUACUUCGAUAUAGACAUGAUGCUCAGAUAAUGCUCUGAAUUCCAUCGUCAUGGUUCACACCUCAACCCUGUUUCAUUAUGUUUGAAUGCUGCUGUAGGUCCCACCCAAGUGUAUCCCCACCCUCAUGUCUCAUCUCGUACUU
Messenger RNA from Oncorhynchus gorbuscha (pink salmon), 2458 nucleotides. RefSeq names its product PAK4-inhibitor INKA2-like. Lineage: Eukaryota; Metazoa; Chordata; Actinopteri; Salmoniformes; Salmonidae. The record is from RefSeq and is a predicted model, not a curated record. Gene Ontology annotation, cellular component: nucleus. Bases 883 to 2028 code for a protein of 381 amino acids. The transcript is spliced from 2 exons. Gene Ontology annotation, molecular function: protein kinase binding; protein serine/threonine kinase inhibitor activity.